Sycon ciliatum is the source of this 903-nucleotide messenger RNA. Its product is annotated as selenoprotein F-like. The record is from RefSeq and is a predicted model, not a curated record. The transcript has a single exon. Gene Ontology annotation, molecular function: oxidoreductase activity. Lineage: Eukaryota; Metazoa; Porifera; Calcarea; Leucosolenida; Sycettidae. Gene Ontology annotation, cellular component: endoplasmic reticulum lumen.
AGAAAGCAAGAAAACAAAUUUUGUCGUUUCUUUGAAGAGAGAGCUUCACCUGUGGUUGUCUCUCGCCUCCCCUGCUUGCCGAUUUGGACUGGUGCGUCCUCGGUUGCAGGCGGCGACAAUGGCUGCCGCCUCUUCAGGAGGUUACUUGUUCCUAUCCUGUUUGGCAGUCCUGUUCUGCCCGGCUAUAGGUCAGGAUGGCUCCUGCCGAGAUUUAGGAUUUUCAUCCAACUUGCUGUGCAGUUCUUGUGAUGAGUUGUCAUCACUGUCCAUGAAGUUUCUGGAAGACGACUGCCGGCGAUGCUGCCAAGAGGAGAAAGAAUCUGGCACCGAGUCUGCAAAGUUUGCGAAGGCUGUGCUGGAAGUGUGCAACUGAAAAUUGGGUCGCUUCCCGCAGAUCCAGGCGUUUGUGAAGGGAGAUAUGCGUCACGAGUUUGCUAACUUGGAAGUUAGGAACAAGCGUGGUGCUAACCCAGUACUUCACAUGCAGGAUGCGGGGGGAGAGGUCAAAGACAGUUUGGCCAUCGACUCUUGGAACACUGACAGUAUCAAGGAAUACCUGUCCGCCCAUCUUCAAGCCUAAACAACCUCAUAGGCUGAUAAGCUAUGCCACUGGAACAGCAGGAACUCUGUCUUUAUGACUUGACCUCCGUAAAGCCUCGCGUUUGGUGGGUUGUCAACGAUGCUGUGACACGUACCCUUGCUCAUUCCAUACUGGCCUAGAUCGAAUCACUAACAUCUUUGUGAUUGUUUUGUUUGUUUUGGUAUGCUGUCUAUGUUUGCUGUUUUUUUUGUCUGCUCUGAUAGUUUUGAUCUGUGCAGUUUCUAUGUGCAUGAGUUGUAUUUGUUUUUCCCAUUGAAGGCUUCAUGAUUGCAAUUAGAAGACCAGUAGAAUCCAAACUCAAA